Molecule: messenger RNA, 2276 nt
Organism: Fusarium verticillioides 7600
Lineage: Eukaryota; Fungi; Ascomycota; Sordariomycetes; Hypocreales; Nectriaceae
Exons: 2
Coding region: 435-1280 (281 amino acids)
Biological process (GO): regulation of transcription by RNA polymerase II
Cellular component (GO): nucleus
Molecular function (GO): RNA polymerase II transcription regulatory region sequence-specific DNA binding; DNA-binding transcription activator activity, RNA polymerase II-specific
Source: RefSeq, a predicted model, not a curated record
CGGCGGCAAUCGGCCUCAACUCGCAAGUUACCUACCUUCCAUUAGCAUCCACUUUGAGAAAACCGACUUGACUGCCCGUUCUUUCUUCCUCCACUUCCUCCCCUCAAAUUCCCCCAGAAUCAACCUCGGAAUACAUUCACUGUUAAAUUUCGACACUGGAUUUCGACCACAAUACCACCGACGACCGCCCAAGUACAUCACCGACUUCGACAGCCAUCGCUUUGUGAUUGUGGCUGUUACUGUCUUUAUUGAGUCACCAGGGCCCUGCUGCAAAUUUGUCCAUACAAAACCCCGCCCAUUCUCGCUGAGCCGCUUUCGGAACCGGUACCGAACGAAAAACGUCGACCAUCGAUUGAAGGGGCAACGAGGAAUUCAUAUUGUUAUUGAAGAAAGCAUUGAAAGAAAGAGUUAUCAAUCUCGAUUAAAUCGCCGAAAUGUCAAACUUCAACGGUCGUCGCGGCCCCAAUGUGUCGCAGUAUCUGCGCGACCUCAACGCCAUCAACCGUCAGGAGACUGCCCACGAGGAGCCUUUCAACAUGGAGGAGGAUCUCGCUCUUUUUACCAAUACUCAGUUCUUCGAUUUUGAGACGAACCAGACCACCGAUUAUCAGGCUCAACCUCUGAAGGUUGAUAUCGAGGCUGCUCAAAGCACCUCGCCUUCUGAUGGAAUGACCCCGGCCCCCUCUGUUGUUGGUGACAUCAACCCCAACAGCUUUGAUUUCAUUCAGGGCGAUUUUAGCUUCCCCGACUUUACCAGUACCUACCCAUCCACUCCUUUGAACGGCUUCGCGGAUGGUGCCCAGAACUUCCCAUCUAUGCAGCCAAACGCCCCCACGGGCUAUCAGCCCGUCCAGCAACAGCAACAAGCCUCCCACUACGGUCAGCAGGCUACUCCUCAACCUUCAGCUGAGAAGCGUGGCUCUGAGAGUGGCCCUGGUGCCGGCCGCGGAAGCCUCAACUUUGAGGAAGCCUCUCGCCAUGCUGCCGAGGAGGACAAGCGAAGACGCAACACUGCUGCUAGUGCUCGUUUCCGCAUCAAGAAGAAGCAGCGCGAGCAAGCCCUCGAGAAGUCCGCCAAGGAGAUGUCCGAGAAGGUUUCCGUCCUGGAGAGCAAAGUCCAACAGCUUGAGAUGGAGAACAAGUGGCUCAAGAACCUUCUUGUUGAAAAGAACGAAGGCAACGAUGAGAUCGUCACAUUAUGGAAGGAGUUUGCCGCGUCCAAGUCUACCGACAAGUCCGAGUCAAAAGCUAAGUCCGCCGUCAAGGAGGAGACAAGGUGAUCCGACGUAUAGCGUUGGGGAAGACAAUACGGCGACAAAGACGGGCGGCGUUCUGGCUCGGAGCAUCUGGGGAAGGCAAUGUGGCGUUUAAUUCUGAUCUUUUCAACAAUGUCUGGGAUACAUGGUGUAUGAUGGUGGGGCACUGAGGCUAGCCAUCAAGGCUGCCUUGUAUGGUGCACAACCUAAAAUAUCGCGAGGCUUCGUGAGGUGACGUUCAGUGGAUGACGAUAUGAUGGAUAUGCAUGGUUGUUUGAAGGCAACUGAUAGAGACCAGUCCCUGUCUUCGGAUGACAGGACUAACUGGGAGGGCUUUUUUGUUUUGCAAUGAUAUCAACGGGUAUACGAUACAUCGUUCCGUGACUAGUUUCUUAAGAUUCAACACGUUCAAAAAGUCUAGUUUGCCUGUGUCUGUGAGAAGAGUCGUAAUGUCAUCCAUUGCAUCUAAUUUCCGGCAUCUUCAUCCCAUUAUCCGAACAUCCGAGGGCUUCUAUUAUUCCUCAUAGCAUUAAAUCGCCCUCAUUUAUCGGCAUUGGUGUCUGACUUUUGCUCCUCCUCCGCUUUCUUAGCCUUGAGAACGUCCAUCCUCUCCUUGUUCCUCUUUCCCAACAAUCUCAACGUCUGCGCUCUCUCAUGCUCAGUCAUACCCGCCCAGUUUCCAAUCCUGCCCAUAGUUCCAUCUGUGUUUACCACGAGCGGGCCCAUGGCGUCGAGCUUAACAGACUCGCCCACGCGAAGAGACGUCACGUCAUCGCCCUGGUCUGCGGCGGCAUGUUCUGGGGCUGGAAGAGGAAGUGGUGUCUUGUUGGCGUCCUUAGCUUCGCUGGACCCUGUCUGUGUUUGCUGAUCGUUGCUUGACAUUGUACUGGAGAAGCGAGGUGCAAAUGUAGUGUUGUAUAGACGAGUGAUUGUAAAACGUGGGAGCCGCUUGAGCAUAAUGUGGGUGAGUUGGUAUGGCUUCACUCGGUGAGUGAGAGUGAUUUGUGAGUAGACCAAAGC